Messenger RNA from Mercurialis annua (annual mercury), 840 nucleotides. RefSeq lists its product as uncharacterized. The coding region runs from base 274 to 663 and encodes 129 amino acids. NCBI's taxonomy places the organism in Eukaryota, Viridiplantae, Streptophyta, Magnoliopsida, Malpighiales, Euphorbiaceae. The record is from RefSeq and is a predicted model, not a curated record. The transcript has 4 exons. Gene Ontology annotation, cellular component: mitochondrial membrane.
AAAAAUUCCUUUCUUCGCAUAAGGAAACCUGUUACUCUGAGAGAAAACUAAACAAAAUUUGACGAACAGGUCCGUUUUAAUGGCGGUUUAAAAGCUUAACCGAAACCACCGUCGAGCUUCAUAUUAACAGUCUCUUUUCCUUUGCAAUACUGGUUCCGAUUUAUUUGGAUUUCAAACAGAUCAAUUUGAUUUCAUUUUUACUCAACCAUCAUAAACAACGGGAUAUUGUUUUGGCUGAGAAAGAUUCAAUCUUUAUGGUGUUUUUUUAGGGAUAUGACAACUAUGGAGAGUAGUAGUAAAAUGGGUGAGCCUCAAAAACAUAAUUCGAUUGCUAGUAAGAUUCAGAGUUCGGGUGUUUCGUUUAAGAGAUGGGCAAGGAAAUAUCCGUUUGUGCGAUAUGGGCUACCAAUGAUUUCACUUACUGUUUUUGGUUCGAUAGGGCUUGGCCAUCUCUUGCAAGGCAGCAAGGAUAUUGCAAAGGUGAAAGACGAUCAAGAAUGGGAGAUAAUUGAGACACGAAAAGCAUUAUCUAGAACAGGACCUGUCGAUGCGUACAAACCCCAAAACAUUUCAAUGGAAGAGGAGCUAAAGGCCUUACAACAGAAAUUAGAUAUUAAUGACUAUGAAUACAAAAGAAUUCCGAAGAUAAAUGAAGGCCAAUGAGGAAAGUCUCAAAGCUUGUGUUUCCGUCACUUGUAUUGCAGAUUUGGCGCAAUUCCUCUACUUCUCUCUUUACUGUAAGAUCUUUUAGCAAUGAUCUUCUUUUGGAUUUUUUGAUGAAAGCUGUAUGUUGAAGCAACUUUUUACUCUGUUAAUAAAUUUGAAGGAAGUAAAAACACA